Messenger RNA from Larimichthys crocea (large yellow croaker), 1795 nucleotides. Its product is annotated as transmembrane 6 superfamily member 1. NCBI's taxonomy places the organism in Eukaryota, Metazoa, Chordata, Actinopteri, Sciaenidae. Bases 251 to 1360 code for a protein of 369 amino acids. The transcript is spliced from 10 exons. The record is from RefSeq and is a predicted model, not a curated record. Gene Ontology annotation, cellular component: lysosomal membrane.
GAGGGAGACUGAGAGAGGGAGUGGAAGCGAGAAAGAGCAGCAGAUCAAGACAGAACAUGCACAUCAGAGCUGACUCAAAACUUCGUGCCUUGUUUUUGUUGUUGAACUCGCUGUGACUUUUCACCCAUUUUGUAAAAUAACAAAAACAAAACAUGUCUUGCAGACUAAACAUGGGAGUUUUCUGCAAUUGAAUCAUUUAUUUUAAAUGCUCAAUUCUCGCACAGGAUAAAUCGCUCAUUUGUCGUCCGAAAUGAGCGCGUCUGCUGGGACGGGGGUGUUUGUACUCUCCUUGAUGUCCAUCCCCAUCUGUUACUUAUUUAAUUCCCUCAUUUACAACAGCAGUGCUGAAGCAUUCUUCUUCGCUGGAUGUACAACAGUCCUCAUCCUGGCCGUUUCUGCCCGUUUUAUGAUCAAGAAGAAGGCUCCAGUAGAUCCUCUUUUUUAUGUGUAUGCGGUGUAUGCAUUCCUCAGUGUGGUCAAUCUGAUCAUCGGGCUGGAGCAGGACAACAUCAUUGAUGGAUUUGUGACAUUUUACCUCAAAGUGGCAGAUCCACAUAUUAAUACAGCACAUGGGCACAUGAUCUCCUACUGGGAUGGCUGUGUGCAUUAUCUCAUGUAUCUGCUCAUGAUUGCUGCGAUUACUUGGGGGGACAGUUACCGAGCCAUUGGACUCUAUUGGGUGGGAUCCUUUCUCAUGCGUGCCAUAGUCUACAUUCUUGGGAAUGCGGUGGGAAAAUAUGGGACCCAUGUUAGUCCUCUCUUUGUCCUCUACAUGCUGUAUAUCUCAGUGUCUGUUUGGGCUUCCUUCCGGAUCUUUAGUCAGUCCUCCAUACGGGAUGUUCAGCCAAAAAGCAUCCAGGAUGCUGAAAGAAAAGGUUUACUCCACAGACCUCUGGACUUACUGUUUGUUAUCUACCUCAUCCCUGCUUUUGCUUUCUGUGUCUUCAGAGGCCUGAUUGUUCUGGACUGUUCCAGCAAAUGGUGUCAAGACUACACACAACAGUAUGAACCCUACCUGAAAGACCCUUCAGCCUAUCCUAAAGUACAGAUGCUGGUGAGCAUGCUGUAUUCUGGACCAUACUACAUCAUUACUCUCUAUGGGCUGAUGGUCGAAGGAUGUGAGUGGAUGCCAGACCUGACUCUUGUACAUUCGGGAGCAAUUGCACAGGCCCAGUUCGCUCAUAUCGGUGCGUCUCUUCACACACGGACGCCGUUCUCCUACAGAGUGCCUGCUGACAGCCAGCAUGUCUUCUUGCUGAUCAACAUCCUGUACGCCGUGGUGCCUCAGGCUCUGUGCUACCGCUGCCGCACACGGCCAGCCUUCUUCCUCAGGCCAACACCAGAUAGGAAGACUAAAUGACAGAGAGUGUCAGGAUGCUUAAAUAAAAGGCUGAUGUUCUUGCAAAGUACUGGUCUGUGUUUGCAGUUAUUAGUUGCUAUUUUGGGAGUGGGAACUGCCAUGAGGGCACUGGAGGUAUUAUAUACAUGACAAAAUAUCCCAGUGUCAAACAGACUUUGUGUCAUUUAUGUUCUGCUGCUUAUUUUAAAAAUGUGAACAUGAAUCUAAAAAAUUAAAGUGUGUUUUUUUUAUUAAGCAAUAGACACACACACAUUGUCACAGUACAGAUCCUUUAGUGCUUUAAGACGUGUGUCCGGGAUUCAAACUCCCUGGCAAUACUUAUUGUUCUUAUAUUUUUAAGUUGUUUUGGUUACAAAAACUGCUUUCUUGUUGACACUGAGGUUUCUGUGCAGUACCUUUUUGCCAGUGGGUUGGCAAAUAAAGAAAUAAUUCACA